CCUUAGAGAAAAAUCAAACCAAGAUGAUGCAUACGAAAAUCAUUGGUGUUUUUGCAUUAGCAUUAUGUAUAACAAUGGUUGAUGCUAGGUUUAUCAGAGGGAGAGGAGUCGAGAAAUAUGUUACUUUCGGUCAGAACUAUGUUGUUAAAUGGGGUCAAGGUCAUAUUUCCACACUUCACUCUGGCAAACAAGUUGAUCUCUACAUGGAUCAGUCUUCAGGUGCCGGGUUCGAAUCCAAGAACAUUUACGGAUCAGGCCUCUUUCAAAUGAGAAUCAAAGUGCCCGGAGGAAAUUCUGGUGGCGUCGUCACCGCUUUUUAUUUGACUUCGUUGGGAAGUAAUCACGAUGAGAUUGACUUCGAGUUCUUAGGCAACAACGAUGGAAAACCCAUAACGUUACAGACAAAUAUCUUUGCGAAUGGAGAAGGAAACAGAGAACAGAGGUUCUUGCUUUGGUUUAACCCCAUCAAACAUUACCACACUUAUGGGAUUCUUUGGAACCCUUACCAAAUUGUGUUUUACGUUGACAACGUCCCAAUAAGAGUGUACAAGAACGAGAAAGGUGUUAACUAUCCAUCAAAGCCGAUGAAAGUAGAAGCCAGUCUCUGGAACGGUGACUCUUGGGCGACUGAUGGCGGUCGGACCAAGAUUAACUAUGCAUUCUCUCCUUUCAUCGCCCAUUUCCAAGACUUCUCCGGCCUCUCAGGCUGCUACGUAGAUGGUCUGAGUGAUAACGUUGCCACAUGUGGAUCUUCCAACUAUUGGUGGAAUGGAGGCAAAUAUCAAAGGCUAAGGGGAUACGAACAGAAAAUCUAUGAGCGUUUCAGAAAGAAGUACAUGAACUAUGACUAUUGCACUGAUCACUCUCAGUACCAAAGUCCUGAAUGUUAUUGAAAUUACAUAACGUUAAUUAUUAUAAAUGCCCAGGGAAAAAUAAAUAAAUAAGUCGCAAGGAAGAUAAAAUACAGAAGAGGUUAGAACGGUGGGGAACAAUAUCGAUAAUCGGCUAAUAGCUUCAAAAUUCUAUGACAAAAUGUUUUAUGUACAUGUCCACAAUAGACAAUAAAAUUUAUACAGAUUAUUACGUUUUAAAAAUUUAAAUUA
Raphanus sativus (radish) is the source of this 1103-nucleotide messenger RNA. Its product is annotated as xyloglucan endotransglucosylase/hydrolase protein 3. The record is from RefSeq and is a predicted model, not a curated record. The transcript is spliced from 4 exons. The coding region runs from base 24 to 893 and encodes 289 amino acids. Gene Ontology annotation, molecular function: hydrolase activity, hydrolyzing O-glycosyl compounds; xyloglucan:xyloglucosyl transferase activity. Gene Ontology annotation, cellular component: apoplast; cell wall. Lineage: Eukaryota; Viridiplantae; Streptophyta; Magnoliopsida; Brassicales; Brassicaceae. Gene Ontology annotation, biological process: xyloglucan metabolic process; cell wall biogenesis.